Colius striatus (speckled mousebird) is the source of this 273-nucleotide messenger RNA. Its product is annotated as keratin-associated protein 5-1-like. The transcript has a single exon. NCBI's taxonomy places the organism in Eukaryota, Metazoa, Chordata, Aves, Coliiformes, Coliidae. The record is from RefSeq and is a predicted model, not a curated record. Bases 1 to 273 code for a protein of 90 amino acids.
AUGCCCAACGGAUGCUGUGGUGGAAGCAGCAGCAACUGCACCGUGUGCUGCUACAGCACUAAGAAGUCGUGCUGCAAGACACCGUCGUGCUGCAAGAUGCCAUCCUGCUGCACACCCUCGCAGUGCUGCACGCAGAGCUGCUGCUCCCCCUGCCAGAGCUGCUGCUCCCCCUGCCAGAGCUGCUGCAUGCCCAUGAGCUGCUGCAUGCCCAUGUGCUGCUACACCAUGAGCAACAACAGCAACAGCGGAAGCUGCUGCGGCUGUGGCAACUAA